UCAUAUAUGAACACAAGGUCUUCAUGUUGGUGGGGCUGUCUUUAAAUCUGAGCAUAGAAGAGGUGAUUAAAAACUAAGACAGAGAUUUAGGACCACAAUCGAUCAAACAAGGUUUAUACCAGAAUUACUGUGAAUACAGGGAGAAACUAUGACUGAGAAUGGGUGUGAGUAUCAUGAGAGAGUGUUGACGGUGGACACUAUGAACCCAAACAUUAAGCGAUUGGAAUAUGCUGUACGGGGUCCCAUAGUCCAGAGAGCAGUUCAGAUCGAUAAAGAACUCAAGAUGGGCAUAAAAAAACCAUUUACAGAAGUCAUUAAAGCCAACAUCGGUGACUGCCAUGCAAUGGGCCAGAAACCCAUUACCUUCUUCAGACAGGUGUUGGCAUUGUGCUCUUAUCCAGAUCUUCUUGAAGACAACAAAUUUCCAGAAGAUGCCAAAAGUAGAGCACAGCGCAUUCUAAAAGCUUGUGGUGGAGGAAGCCUUGGUGCUUACAGUACUAGUCAGGGAAUUGAAAUGAUUCGACAGGAUGUUGCACGCUACAUUGAACGACGUGAUGGAGGAAUUGCAUGUGAUCCUGACAACAUUUAUCUCUCAACAGGAGCCAGUGAUGCAAUUGUGACCAUGCUUAAGUUAAUGGUGUCAGGUGAAGGAGCAUCCCGUACAGGAGUGAUGAUAUCAAUUCCUCAGUACCCACUAUAUUCUGCUGCUCUGGCUGAGUUGGGUGCGGUGCAAAUAAAUUAUUAUUUGGAUGAAGACAACUGCUGGAGUUUGGACAUUAAUGAGUUACGACGUGCCCUGCAGGAAGCAAAGAAACACUGCAGACCUCGAGCUCUGUGCAUUAUCAAUCCUGGCAACCCCACAGGUCAAGUGCAAAGUCGGCAGUGCAUCGAGGAGGUUAUCCGAUUUGCUGCAGACGAAAACCUUUUUCUCAUGUCUGACGAGGUCUAUCAGGACAACGUUUAUGCCGACGGAUGCAAGUUUCACUCUUUUAAGAAGGUGCUGUUUGAAAUGGGUCCACAAUACUCUAGUAAAGUGGAACUAGCUUCAUUUCACUCAACAUCAAAGUGUUACAUGGGAGAGUGUGGUUUUCGUGGCGGCUACAUGGAGGUGGUAAAUCUUGACCCUGAAGUGAAAGUUCAACUUACUAAGCUGGUGUCUGUGCGUCUGUGUCCUCCGGUGCCCGGACAGGCUCUUCUAGAUGUGGUUGUUAAUCCGCCUCAACCAGAUGAACCCUCAUAUGACACAUUCAUUAAGGAACGCUCAGACACUUUGGCUGCUCUAGCAGAGAAAGCCAGCAUGACGCAAGACAUCUUAAAUCAAGUACCUGGAAUAAAAUGUAACCCAGUGCAGGGUGCAAUGUACACUUUCCCAAGGAUCCACCUCCCACCGAAAGCCAUAUUGAAGGCCAAGGAAAACGGACAAUCUCCAGACAUGUUCUACUGUAUGAAGCUUCUGGAAGAAACAGGCAUUUGUUUGGUUCCGGGCAGUGGUUUUGGACAGCGAGAUGGCACCUACCAUUUCAGAAUGACUAUUCUUCCUCUGAAAGAUAAACUGAAGGUAGUGUUGGCCAAAAUUAAGGAUUUUCACCAGAUCUUUACAGAGCAGUACUCUUAACUGUGGCCAUCCCAUUUUUGAGAUGUGCUUUAGAUAUAGUAGAUGCCUGCAAUGCAAGUGAAGUUCUGCUUCCAGUACAUAAGAUGCAAGGUGAACACUGGACAUGCUGAGAUUUCAGUAUAAUGCACAUAGCCCUGCCAUACUAGGUGCGUACUAGGUUCUUUUGAAAAAGACAUCAAAGGCUUUUGUGGACAAAAACUUAAAAUGACAUUUGUGGAUCUUGCUGUGAAAGUAAAAAAAUAAAAAUAAAU
This is a messenger RNA of Danio rerio (zebrafish), 1866 nucleotides long. Lineage: Eukaryota; Metazoa; Chordata; Actinopteri; Cypriniformes; Danionidae. The record is from RefSeq and is a predicted model, not a curated record.